Messenger RNA from Myxocyprinus asiaticus (Chinese sucker), 2725 nucleotides. RefSeq names its product ribosomal protein S6 kinase b, polypeptide 1a (gene rps6kb1a). Gene Ontology annotation, biological process: protein phosphorylation; signal transduction. The coding region runs from base 146 to 1654 and encodes 502 amino acids. The transcript is spliced from 15 exons. Lineage: Eukaryota; Metazoa; Chordata; Actinopteri; Cypriniformes; Catostomidae. Gene Ontology annotation, molecular function: protein serine/threonine kinase activity; ATP binding. The record is from RefSeq and is a predicted model, not a curated record.
CACUGUUCGCCAUGAGGUGUUUUUGCCGGUAGUAGUUCAGCGGGGAUGUGAACCGGAGCUGGUUAUGGCUGCGGUUAGGUGUGUAUGUUCAUGAAGCGUUCGGUUAAAUCGUUACACUGGAAUUGGAGAGUGUAAAGAAAGAGACAUGGCCGGUGUGUUUGAUAUCGACUUGGAUCAGCCCGACGACAGCGUGUCGGAUGAGGAACUCGUUGACGGGGCCCAGAUUAAUGAUUUCAUGGACCAAUGCAGUGGCUUUGAAUUCAUGGAAGAUUGUGAGAAGUUUGAGAUCUCAGAGGAUAGUGUGAAUCAAGGCACAGAGCAGAUUCGUCCAGAUUGCUUCGAGUUACUCCGUGUUUUGGGUAAAGGAGGCUAUGGAAAAGUUUUUCAAGUUCGCAAGAUUACCGGGUCAACUCCUGGAAAGAUAUUUGCCAUGAAGGUGUUGAAAAAGGCCACGAUCAUGCGCAAUGCAAAGGACACAGCUCACACUAAAGCAGAGAGGAGCAUCCUGGAGGAAGUUAAGCACCCCUUUAUUGUGGACCUCAUGUAUGCCUUCCAGACGGGAGGCAAACUUUACCUCAUUCUCGAGUACCUUAGUGGUGGAGAGCUGUUCACACAGCUGGAAAGAGAGGGGAUCUUUAUGGAGGACACAGCCUGCUUUUAUCUGGCAGAGAUUUCCAUGGCUCUGGGUCACCUUCAUCAGAAGGGUAUCAUCUACAGAGAUCUGAAGCCAGAGAACAUCAUGCUCAAUAACAACGGUCAUGUGAAGUUGACAGACUUCGGACUCUGCAAGGAGUCGAUCUAUGAUGGCACCGUCACACACACCUUCUGUGGAACCAUAGAGUACAUGGCACCAGAGAUCCUCAUGAGAAGUGGCCACAACAGAGCUGUGGACUGGUGGAGUCUGGGGGCCCUGAUGUAUGACAUGUUAACAGGAGCUCCGCCUUUCACCGCUGAAAACCGUAAAAAGACCAUCGAUAAAAUCCUGAGGUGUAAGCUGAACUUUCCGCCCUACCUCACUCAAGAAGCACGGGACCUUCUCAAAAGGCUGCUAAAAAGAAACGCAUCAGUGAGGUUGGGAGCAGGCCCGGGAGAUGCUGUAGAUAUCCAGGCUCACUCCUUCUUCAGACAUGUAAACUGGGAUGAUCUGCUGGCUUUUAAAGUUGAACCUCCCUUCAAGCCUUUUUUGCAAUCAGCAGAUGAUGUUAGCCAGUUUGACUCAAAAUUCACUAGUCAGACUCCCGUGGACAGUCCCGAUGACUCGACACUCAGCGAAAGUGCCAGCCAAGUUUUCCUGGGCUUUACAUACGUAGCUCCAUCUGUGCUCGAAAACAUUAAGGACAAGUUCACUUUUGAGCCAAAAUCCCGCUCGCCUCGCAAGCUUCUGGGAAGCCCAAGAACACCAGUGAGCCCUGUGAAGGACGGUUGGUCUCGUGGUUCACGCUUUCCAGAAAUGACCACCUCCACCUCCUCUAUCAUACCCUCUGCUAAUAUGCCCAUUGAGGUGUCUCGGGUGGAACAGGUGGACAGCAGCAGCAUGGAGGCCUCCGCUCCUCUUCCCAUCAAAAAGCCAUCGAAGUCCAACACAGGGUCCUUCAUGAAACAGUCGAAACCAGUGCUCUCCAAGAGACCCAAGCAUUUGAAAGUGAAACUAUGAUGAACAAUUUUGUUUGGUCUGUUUUUAGUUUUUAGUUUUGCAAUUAAGGAAUUUAUCAAAUUACCCUGAAGACCUUUUUGCACCCAGUUUUUGAGCACCCGUCACUUGAAUACUGCAUAUGAGCACAGAGAGUCUGUCGAGAAUGAACCCACUGACCUAUAUAAGGAUCUCUCUCUACAUGCAUCAUAGUGAGUUGGUACAAAUGUUUCUUGCUGUGUAUGAGAACACCUUGCACUUUAGAUGAUUCUGAGCAUGUAUUUUACCAUCUUUUUUAUAUCCUCGGGUCAGUGUUUGAAGUUUGUUUAGACAUGAAGUUACAAGUUUAAAUUCUUGCAGGUGUCUCAUGCAGAUUAAAGUCAAGCAUGUAGUGAAACUGCUUUAGAAGAGACACUGAGGUUGACACUUGUUACUUUGUUUUGCUUGAUUGUAAUCUCUACUGUUGGGGAAAGUUCUUAUUUUCAUAGUCAAUAACAGGAUUUAAGGUGGUGAGAGAGGUCUACAAUCCAGUGGACACUUCAUUAAUAGUUGUUAGGACCCCAAAAAUCACAGAUGUAGUUAAAAGACAAGAGGUAAUCUUAAGCUAACCAACCUGUAAAGAAAACUUCAAACUUAAAAAUAUAUUCUAUUCAUGUUUUGUUUUGUUUUUGCAAUUCAAAGAGACUUUUUGCUUUGUUCUUUAAGGCUUUUUAUUUUGAGACUGUUGGAUGGUGCCAAGAAAUCCAUGCCUUGUUUUCUGUUUGGUUUUUUUGUUUUGUGUUUGAUUUUGUUUUGAGAAAGCUGGAUGAUGCAAAGACAUCUGUCCCUUGUUUUCUGUUUUGUUUUGUUUGAUUUUGUUUUGAGAAAGCUGGAUGAUGCAAAGACAUCCGUCCCUUGUUUUUUAUUUUGUUUCGUUUGUUUGUUUGUUUGUUUUGUUUUGUUUUUUAAAAAUUUAGAUGACGGCAAGACAUCCUCACUUGUUUUCUGUUUUUUAUUCAUUUUUGUUUUGUUUUUGGUUUGAGAGCUGGAUGAUGCUAAAACGGCCAUCCCUUGUUUUUUGUUUUGUUUUGAGACAGUUGGAUGAUGCCAAGACAG